AUGGGCCUGCUAGCCAAACUUUCCGAAACACUGGGCUUCGCGGCCAGUCCUCCAGUACCCUCCGGGAGCAGGAAGCGCAAAGAUCGCGACGAUAGUAGCGAAGAAGAACGGAGUUUCCAAGCAAAGCGCAGGCGUUAUAGUGAUGGCGACUAUCUCAGCUCACCCUACGAUGCUCCCCCGUCUGCUCCUGUGGUCGGCACGAUCCGCUUGAAUGCGAUUGCUGCAGAGCCAUGGGCGACGCAUGGUAUGUCGAAUGAAGAGAAGUGGGUUUCUAAGCCGAAUAAACGCGCUUUCGAAAUCGCAGCCAACUCUUCCGACCCCAAGAGGGCGGUUCGGCUUUCAGUCAAAGAGCCUGAAUAUGCGCUACGCGAUAUGGAGAUUCGAGAUGGAUUAUUCCAGCUCACGGAUCUGCUGCAGGAGUUUGUAAAGGCUUACUUCAAGUUCAAAAUCAGUGGCAAGCUUUCUCCAAGCUUCUUCGAGCAGUUUGAGCCGGAGACUGCCAAGGUCAUUGGCUGCGUGGCAUCUGGUGGGCCUGGUGGUGUUCAAGGGUGGCAUGAGAUGUUUACCGAUCAACUGAAGAGAGAGAUGCUAGUAAUGGCGAUUAUGGGAAAUGUGCUUGUGGAACAGGUCUUCCAGCACAUCUUCUUCGGGGGGUUGCCGAAACACGUGGAGAUCAUGACGGAACUGCAGAAGACCCACAGAGAUGAAGACGGUCAGUAUCGCUUCGACCGCAACAAAGUCUACGCACUGGGAGCGCGUACCUUCAUGCACAGCCGGCUCUCCGAUGGCAUCGACCUCCCUGCCAACUUCGCAAACCACGUCAACCGCAUCGUCGGCACCAUCUAUACCCACACCAAGCCCAUCCUCGCCCUCAACCCUGCUUCACCAAAGCAUGAGACUAUCAUCCCCGCGCUCCACACGAUCGUCACACACGCCGGCAUUCUCAGCCUGUCGAUGCGCCUCGACCCACACACAGUCUACCACUUCGUCCCGGUCUUCAAAGAAGACGAGUUCACAUCCGAACGCAUGGAAUGUCUCAACCAUGUGCAAAUGCAGCAGACUAACCCGCGCACACCGGAUGAUGCUGAGGGUCUUACCAGAGCUGAAACACAGCGUCGAGCAAAUCUCUCACCCGCGGAGAAGAAUCGCGCGCAAAACGACGAUCCACUCACGCAAAUCACAAUCUUGGACGGCGUGACGGCGUACCGUCAAGGCGGGUGGGAAGCGCAGGACAGCACGCUUUCAAACGUCAAGUUCGAAAAGCAAGAGUUUGAAAACAGGGGUGUGCGGGUGAGGAAAUUGACGGAUGCGUUGGUGUAUUGUCGCUGGGGAAGGGCGAGGCGGUUUAAGAGUGGGAAGGGGGACGAUGUUGCUACGCAGCAUGGGGAUGCGUGGAAGGGCGGGUUUGUAGAGUUUGCGCGGGUCAAGGGGGUAGGGGAUUGGAUUGAGCACGAGAGGAAGAUGGCGAAGGGAAAGGGAAAGGCGAUGCAGGCUACGGAAGAUGACUUGCAGGCAGCAUUGGCUGAGGAAAGUGAGGUGUAG
Messenger RNA from Parastagonospora nodorum SN15, 1542 nucleotides. RefSeq lists its product as hypothetical. The transcript is spliced from 3 exons. Lineage: Eukaryota; Fungi; Ascomycota; Dothideomycetes; Pleosporales; Phaeosphaeriaceae. The coding region runs from base 1 to 1542 and encodes 513 amino acids. The record is from RefSeq and is a predicted model, not a curated record.